Messenger RNA from Cutaneotrichosporon oleaginosum, 2267 nucleotides. The record is from RefSeq and is a predicted model, not a curated record. NCBI's taxonomy places the organism in Eukaryota, Fungi, Basidiomycota, Tremellomycetes, Trichosporonales, Trichosporonaceae.
GUCGCUCUCACCGUGCACGCCCUCGCUCUCCUCCAUCCACAAUCUACUCGCGCUACUCUUUCACUUGGCAUCUCUCUCUCUCUCUCUCUCUCUCGCUCUCUCUUCGGCGCCUCCCCCAUCUCCGUCUACUCGGCCUCCUCCCCCGUCAACACGCUCCCACCAACCACCACCCCCAUCCCCGCUAAACCCACGCGCCGCCUGACACGCAUCUUGGCACACCUCUCUACUCCUUCUCCUUCUCCUUCUUCUUCUUAUAUCUUCAUCACUCGCACUCCUCCCUCUCCCUCCCCCUCCCCCUCCCGCCCAGGCCUCCUCCAUCUCGGCCCGGCAGGACACGCUCCUCCUCCUCCUCCUCCUCCUCUUCCUCUUGUCCCGGUUCAACGCGUCUCGUCUCUUAUCCGACGCGUCUUCCCACCCCCACUCCACACCCCGCACAUCCUAUCUCCCAUCCCGACGCCGAGCGCCCACCCCCGAAUGGACCAAGAGUACCCUUACCGCUCGCGCCCCACGACGUCCUACGUCAACCAAGAGCUCGCAAGUGCACUUCAAGACGUCGUCCAAGUCACACGCAACGGCUCCUCUCAACCCGUCAGCGCCAGCAACUCGCGUCUAGGCCUCGCUUCCGUCCCAGACGCUCCGCGCGCCCCUUCCCCGCGUAUGCCAGGCGCAUUCGAGCCCGCAAUGUCCGUCUCUCCACCAAAGGACCCCUUCCGUGACGACCUAGAGCCCACCGAGGCCGCCGGCAAGGUUGACCCCGACCGCGCCAAGUUCAAAGGCCCAUCCACGUCGUCCAACAACGUCAAGAAGCCUUCCUCUUCGCGUCGCGACAAGGACCGUACCACCUCCGACAAGGACGCGAACAAGAAGCCCAGCCGUCAUGCUGAUGUUAUCGACACAUGGGAUCCCUCCGGCCUGGGCAGCGCUCUUUGGCACCAUUCCGGACCUUACGAUGCCGCAGCUCCCUCCCGCAACCUGAACCAGCCGACCACCAAGGCGCCGAUGCGUGCAUUCGAGCGUGAGGAGGCAGAGAAGGCCGCCGCCGCCGCUGCUGCUGCCGCCGCUGCCAUCCCCAAGGAGUCACCGUCACGCACGGGCCCCACGGCGAUCUCUCACGCCCCGCCUCCGCCUGUCCCACCCAAGGACAUUGCCGGUGCUCCUCGCCGUCCGUCGGCUGCUGCCGCGCGCAGCAUGCCCCGCCGCACCAGCGGCGGUCUUAGUGGGCAGUACUCGACCUCGUACCCCACCGGUGGCGGCUACUUCCCAAACCAGGACAUUGUCCCCGACGAUGAGACGCCGACGUCCCCUAGGUACCAGCGGCGGCAGAAGGAAGAGAAGCAGCGCGCCCUCAAGGCCGCAUGGGGAAUCGAUGAGCCUGAGCCGUUUGAGGACUUUGGCUCCUCGCCACGCGACGAGUCGUACAUUGACCGUGACCACCUUGGCUCCCCGAAUGAAGAGACGGGCGCUCGCGGCGGCUUCUUCGGUCGCAGCGCCAAGAGCCCCGGCGUGGAGGAGGUAACUUCGCCUGGCCCGGAUGAUCAGACAUUCGGCGCAAAGGCAACCCGCCCCGGUGGUGGCGUCAAGCGGACCAAGAGCUUGAUGCAAAAGAUCAAAUCCAUGCGCGGUGACCGCUCCGACCGCUCACAAUCGCCCAGCAAGUAUUCGCCAUCAACCGAGUACCCACCAAUGCCUGCCCUGUCGCCUGGUCUGUCACCGUCGAACCAUGCUGUCAGGCCGAGCAUGGACGACCACCGUCGCCCCUCGCUGCCAGCCAGACCCGAGCGCGCGGCGGCGCGCCUCGCCCCGACGUCCACCUCUGCGCCUUCAACGGCACCGGGCUCGGGCCCGGGGUCCAAGUCGGCCUCGGCCAACAACUCAUCGCACGGCCAUUCGGCGUCGCUUCCACCUGAGAUGACUGAGGAAAUCGUGGAGACCGUCAACGGGAAUGGGCACGGACACAGCGCCAGCGCCCACCUCGAGCCAUACAGCUACUCAAGCGGCGGCAUGCGUCGUCCAAGCAAGAACCUCCCGCAGCCACCCAUCGGCCCCGUCAUGCCCGACUUUGACGACCUCGUUAGAGGCCGCCGCGGCAGCGCCAAUCUCUUGGAGGAGGGCGCGCCCGUCAAGCGCAAGACGAGUGUUGUCAAGAAGCUGACGGGGAGAGUGGGCAAGUAGUCUGGCAGCCAUUGGCUUGCGCGAUAUACAUGAUGAUGUACUUCCAGUAGAGUAUCCCAUUAAUAGUACGAGGUAUGGAUUGAUGUGCUAACGGG